Peronospora matthiolae is the source of this 951-nucleotide messenger RNA. The record is from the annotation of a GenBank genome assembly. NCBI's taxonomy places the organism in Eukaryota, Oomycota, Peronosporomycetes, Peronosporales, Peronosporaceae.
AUGUCCUGGUGCACCAUCGAGUCCGAUCCCGGUGUCUUCACCGCCCUCAUUGAAGAUAUUGGCGUACAGGGCGUGCAGGUCGAGGAGCUCUACUCACUGGACGAGCAGCAGUUUGCCGGGUUACUCCCCGUCUACGGCCUCGUGUUCCUGUUCAAGUACGAGUCCACUCACGCGGAUGAAGCAGAGCGUCCAGUUUUCACUGGAGAGGAGGAGGGCGUGUUCUUUGCCAAGCAAGUGAUCAGCAACGCCUGCGCCACACAAGCCAUUCUGUCCAUCCUGCUCAAUUCGCACGGCAUUGAACUGGGUGAGACGUUGUCUGAGUUCAAGGCCUUUACAAGUGACUUUUCGCCGGAGCUCAAGGGUCUUGCUAUCUCCAAUAGCGACAAGAUUCGACUCGCUCACAACUCCUUUGCGCGAGCGGAGCCGUUUGUCGAGGACGAGAGGAAGGCGACAGGGAGCGACGAGGUGUACCACUUUAUAGCGUACGUGCCACUGAAUGGAAGGGUGUACGAGCUGGAUGGGCUCCAAGAAGGUCCCAUUUGCCUCGGCAAUGUACCCGAUGAGGACAAGCGCGAGUCUUGGCUGCGGGUUGCGUGUCCGGUGAUCCAGAAACGGAUCGAAAAAUACGCACAGUCCGAGAUCCGCUUUAACUUGCUAGCGCUGGUGCGCGACCGGAUACAAACGUACGAAGAGCAGCUUCAGGCGAUGCUUGAGACUGGCGGGAGUGAGCAGCUCGCAGCACAGAUCCACGCAGACCUUGCAGCCGAGCAACAGAAGCGUGAGAACUGGGCGCUGGAGAACAAGCGCCGCAAACACAACUACAUUCCACUCGUCGUCCAGUUGCUCAAGACGCUGGCCGAGAAGAAGCAGUUGGAACCGUUGAUCAAGCAACAGCUCGAUGCUUCCAACCAUGCUGCGGCUGCUGCUGCAAACUCCACGAACGUUUUGUAA